GGGCACAGCAGGCACUAAAAUGGCCAGGCGACAGCCAAGUGGCUGGCUGGUAUAUAAGCGGGGAGCAGAGGGCUCCAUGGCUGGGUGACACCUCAUUUGGCUGUGGUGAACAGGAUCAGAUCCCAAGGACUGUUACUUUUGUUCUUGUCUGGUGUGCAGUGUUCAGAAAGCAAUCAUGCCUUUCGGAAACACCCACAAUAACUUCAAGCUCAACUACACAGUUGACCAGGAGUUCCCUGACUUGUCCAAGCACAACAACCAUAUGGCCAAAGCCCUCACUAAAGACAUUUAUGCCAAGCUGAGGGACAAGCAGACACCUAGUGGCUACACUUUGGAUGACGUCAUCCAGACUGGUGUUGACAACCCUGGUCACCCCUUCAUCAUGACUGUUGGCUGUGUCGCUGGUGAUGAGGAGUCCUACGACGUCUUCAAGGACCUGCUGGACCCCGUCAUCUCUGACCGUCAUGGUGGAUACAAGCCCACUGACAAGCACAAGACCGAUCUGAACUUCGAGAACCUGAAGGGUGGUGACGACCUGGACCCCAACUAUGUCCUGUCCAGCCGUGUCCGUACCGGCCGCAGCAUCAAGGGAUUCACUCUGCCCCCCCACAACAGCCGUGGCGAGCGCAGAGCCAUUGAGAAGCUGUCUGUUGAGGCUCUGACCAGCCUGGAUGGUGAGUUCAAGGGAAAGUACUACCCCCUGAAGUCCAUGACUGACGCCGAACAGGAGCAGCUAAUCGCUGACCACUUCCUCUUUGACAAGCCCGUCUCCCCCCUGCUGACCUGCGCCGGUAUGGCUCGUGACUGGCCUGACGGCAGAGGAAUCUGGCACAAUGACAACAAGACCUUCCUGGUCUGGGUGAACGAGGAGGACCACCUGCGCGUCAUCUCCAUGCAGAAAGGUGGCAACAUGCGGGAGGUCUUCAGGCGUUUCUGCGUUGGCCUGCAGAAGAUUGAGGAGAUCUUCAAGAAGCACAAUCACGGCUUCAUGUGGAAUGAGCAUCUGGGCUACAUCCUGACCUGCCCCUCCAACCUGGGCACCGGCCUGCGUGGCGGUGUGCACGUCAAGCUGGCCAAACUGAGCACACAUCCCAAGUUUGAGGAGAUCCUCAAGAGGCUGCGUCUGCAGAAGCGUGGCACAGGCGGCGUGGACACCGCCUCCGUGGGCGGCGUGUUCGACAUCUCCAACGCCGACCGUCUGGGCUCCUCUGAGGUGGAGCAGGUGCAGCUGGUGGUUGACGGCGUCAAGCUGAUGGUAGAGAUGGAGAAGAAGCUGGAGAAGGGAGAGGCCAUCGACAGCAUGAUUCCCGCUCAGAAGUAAAGAAAGACAAUGGUGACUUUCUCUCGUGACCAUUUAUGUGCAAUCAAGCCAGCUGACGGGCGUGCAGAGAAAACGGCUGCUCACCAAGAGACUCACGUUUUUCCUCCUUCCAGCUUUUUUGUUGUCUCUCUGUUCUUCCUGUUUUUAUUCAUGUUCUCCUGUGUUGGUUGGUAACAUCCUGGGAUCAGCCUCCACUGAACUGGGCCUGCCUAGCACACGUGGCAUAACCUACUUUUUGUAUAAUAAAAAGUAGCGAGUAUUGAAUCUGUUCACCUUGAUCAAUAAAAAAGUGCCCCAUGAAACAACUAAA
Betta splendens (Siamese fighting fish) is the source of this 1631-nucleotide messenger RNA. RefSeq names its product creatine kinase, muscle a (gene ckma). The transcript is spliced from 8 exons. Lineage: Eukaryota; Metazoa; Chordata; Actinopteri; Anabantiformes; Osphronemidae. The coding region runs from base 176 to 1321 and encodes 381 amino acids. Gene Ontology annotation, biological process: phosphocreatine biosynthetic process. The record is from RefSeq and is a predicted model, not a curated record. Gene Ontology annotation, molecular function: creatine kinase activity.